This is a messenger RNA of Aedes aegypti (yellow fever mosquito), 1757 nucleotides long. It is a transcript of the gene Neos, whose product is annotated as nuclear receptor coactivator 5. The transcript is spliced from 2 exons. The record is from RefSeq and is a predicted model, not a curated record. Bases 168 to 1526 code for a protein of 452 amino acids. Gene Ontology annotation, molecular function: RNA binding. Lineage: Eukaryota; Metazoa; Arthropoda; Insecta; Diptera; Culicidae.
GUGAAAUGCUGAAACGUCAAAAAGGCAUCAACAUUUUCCAAGCGGAUGCGGUGUUUCCCAUAAUUUCUACAAAUUUAAGGAUAAACAAUAUUAAAAAGCUUCAAUAUUUCAUAAAAAUUGUAUCUUUAUAUUGUAGUUAAUCCAUUGUAUCAAAAAUUCAGUAAAUAAUGGACCUUCCCGUGACGGAACCGGUAAACUCUCGUGUCUACAUUGGUGGCCUUGGAGAGCAGGCUACCCUCCAGGACAUGGACGAGCUGUUCAAGGAGUACGAACCAUACCAGGACUUGAAUCUACUGCGCGGUUACGGGUUUGUACAGUUUCCCACAGAGGAAGGUGCCCGCAAAGCAAUCGAAGGCCUCAAUGGAACGAUGCACAAGGACAGGAAGCUGACGGUUAAAAUUGCGAACGAUAACCGCAAGAAGAAAGGAUUACUUCCGAGAAGUGGGGGAGGAGCCCAAGGGAAUGCCCCCAUUAGAGAUAGGUCGCCUAUCGACGGGAACCGGUACGCGGAAGGAUACCCUCAGAGGAGCAUCUACAGCAAUAUGUACCCGCGGAUGGACAUGGGAGGAUACUCGGACCCGAUGGCCGGUGGAAUGCAAGCCCCUCCACCGAAUCCACCGGAAAGUAACGACUGCGAGAUUAUCGUCGUGUCCAGGGAUUUAACGACAUAUGCCGAGAACAUUGAAGCACGGCUCAAGCGCAAUGGUUUGACCGCUGAUUUGCUUUUCCCAAAUGACGAUGUUCCGAUUGGAAAAGUACUCUCAAACAUUGCAUCCCGCGGAAGCUACUACGCAAUUCUCAUCACACCGGAAAAUCAGGAACGAAACAGCAUCACAGUGAACGUGUUGUACGGAGUUCCGGCAGAGCACCGGAACAUGCCCUCCGAGGACGCGUUGAUGUUUAUCUGCAAAGACUUCCAGGACAAAGUUCGCUCGGAACAGGCAGCUAAAUAUCGAGCCUCUAUAGCUGCUUCAGGUCCCGUAAAUCCCCACAUGAUGUACAACAAGCAUUCGCUGCAGGAUAAACAUCCGGAAGCAAUUCAGAACAUGCUCAACCUGCUGGCCAAUAACCGACAGCUUACGGUACUGCAAUACGAGCGUUUGAUCAAAUAUCUUACCGAGCGCAAGGAAUUGCAGAUCAAGUUCGAACUGGGUGAGGACACGGAUUCCAUUUCGAGCAGCAGUUUACUAUCCGGGAAAUCGAAGGCCGAAAGUGAAAAGGAACUGCAGAAAAAGAUCAUGGACAUUUUAAAUAAACCGUCUAUCGUUCCACCGAAAAACAAAAUCCUUCCUGAUACGGAGAAGGAUGUGCGUCCAGGUGGAUUCUCGUCGUUCGGCAAUAUGACGAUUGCGGCUGCUGCAGCAUCCGGAAGCUCAUCGGUAAGCAGUGCUGCUACUGGGGCAGGAAGCGGAAGUAGCAGUGCACCGAUUGCCUCCGCGGCGCCCAAGCUUCUGCACGAUCCAAAGGUGCAAAAAGCAUUAGACUCACUGCUCUUGUCCGGCUUGGGAGGUGCUCUCAAAUUUUGAGAAGAGCCCUCAGAUGACUGAAGGAAAGGUAAGCCUUUUCUUAGGUAUUUGUGAACAAUGAACCAGUAUUGUUUGGAGUUGGCACGUUCAGACAAUUAAGUGGUACAACACAAUCAUUCUCAGCAGGAUCAAUUCAGCGGCUUUGCAUGCUGGAGGAAUUGUAGUUUUAAAUGUAUGGAUCGUAAUUCAUUAUGAUAGUGGAAGAAUAAAUGAGUACUGAUGACAGGAGCA